Molecule: messenger RNA, 2000 nt
Organism: Hemibagrus wyckioides
Lineage: Eukaryota; Metazoa; Chordata; Actinopteri; Siluriformes; Bagridae
Product: deleted in malignant brain tumors 1 protein-like
Exons: 13
Coding region: 27-1910 (627 amino acids)
Cellular component (GO): cell surface
Source: RefSeq, a predicted model, not a curated record
GACAGAAAGACUGCAGAUGAGGAAAGAUGGAGUUUCUAUUCAUGAUAUUUUUGCUCGGCUCUGCUCUUUUCGGGCUCGGCUCCGGAUACACCACGUCUGGCUAUUCCUGCCUGUAUAACUGCGGCUACAAUUUCGGGUCGUGUUCCUGCACCAGCCCCUGUCAGUACUAUGGAAACUGCUGUCAUGAUUAUUACGAUUAUUGUACCGACACGACUGUAGAGUUCGAACUAACAACAGGUGCAGCUUGUGGUGGAAGUCUGACUCAGUCACGAGGGGAGUUUUUCAGUCCCCAAUACCCCAGUAAUUAUCCCAAUUAUGCACACUGCACAUGGACCCUGCUGGCUGGAGAACGGCAGGUGGUUUUGUUAGACUUCAUGUUUGUCGAUAUGGAGUCAUGCUGUGACUUCAUUCGUGUCUACAAUGGUCCGACUGCACAGCAUUCACUUUUGGGCUCUGUGACAGGAAAUCAGAUCGCUUCAUUCAACUCCAGCUCCAGAUACAUGACAGUCGUUUUCUCCACUGACGGCAGUGUGACUGGACGAGGCUUCCGGGCUCAAUGGUCUUUCAAAUCUCAAUAUUCCUGCCGGUAUAACUGCGGCUAUGAUUUCAGCUUGUGUUCCUGCACCAGUUCCUGUCAGUACUAUGGAAACUGCUGUCAUGAUUAUUACGAUUACUGUUUCUAUGAGACGUCAGCUCCUGUACCAGCCUGUGGGGGGAGUUAUUACAGCUCAGGCUUCAUCUCCAGCCCUUAUUACCCUGAUUAUUACCAUGACAACGCGUACUGUAUAUGGCAGCUCCAGGCUCCAGCAGGACAGACCAUCUUCCUCUCAUUCCAGAACUUUGAUCUGGACCGCUGCUGCCACUGUGAUUAUGUAAAUGUGUAUGAUGGUCCAUCCACUGGGUCCCACUUGUUAGGAAAGCUCUGUCACAAUGAAACAAACCAUCUGGAUUUCCAGUCGUCCUCGUCCUUCUUGACCGUACUGUUCAGGAGUGACUACUCCGGGGUCGGGCGUGGCUUUAAUGCCUAUUUUAGCUCCUCCCUCAACCACAACACAGGCAGAGUGAAUUGCUCCUCUGACUGGAUGAAUAUCGCCAUCCGGAAAUCAUAUUUGGACUCGCUGGGCUUCAACUGGCAUGACCUUUACCUGGAUGACCAUCGCUGCAGACCUUCAACUGACAACACCUAUGUAACUUUCAACUUCCCGCUCAAUAGCUGCAGCACUAGGAGAAAGACCCAGAAUGGCCGUAUUAUUUACACCAACAAUGUUCGGGCAGCUCAAUCAAUGUCAGGUGAGAUCACGCGACGUAAUGGACAAUUCCUGAUGUUUGUGAGCUGUGUCAUGGAACGUGAUGCUUCCGUCGGUACACUCUAUGAAGCCAAAGAGAUUUCAAAUGCAAACAUCACUGGAACGGGUCGGUUCAACACCACCAUGUCCUUUUACCCAUCCCCCAGCUUUUCCUACCCCAUCACAGAAUUUCCUUACAGAGUGAACCUCAAUCAGGAACUGUACGUCCAGGUGCAGCUUACCCGAGCAGACCCAAGUCUCCACCUGUUCAUCGACACCUGUGUGGCCUCCCCCAACAGCGAUUUCAGCAUCCGCAACUAUGACCUUAUUCGCAAUGGGUGUGGGAGAGAUAGCACGGUAUACAUAUACAGGAAUGGAGAUCGUUAUUUUGCUCAGUUCAGAUUCCGUGCAUUCAUGUUCCUGCGCACACACAACCAGGUGUUCCUCAGGUGUGACGUUGUUAUCUGUGCUGACAAUGACUACAACUCACGUUGUCGCCAAGGAUGCCGUUAUCGCAAGAAAAGAAGCUUGAGCUCUGAUCACCACACUGAGGUUCUCACCAUUGGGCCAAUCAAACUGAAAGGUCCAGAGGAAGAUGUGGCCAAAAAGAAGGAUGAGGAGUGAACUCACAAUAAAUGAUCAUUUUAUCAUGUAAUAUAGAUAACUGUGAAUCAUUUUACUAACCGUCCUUUAUUAAAGCAUUCUUCAAAGGCA